Paraphaeosphaeria sporulosa is the source of this 1464-nucleotide messenger RNA. RefSeq lists its product as uncharacterized. Lineage: Eukaryota; Fungi; Ascomycota; Dothideomycetes; Pleosporales; Didymosphaeriaceae. Bases 1 to 1464 code for a protein of 487 amino acids. The transcript has 2 exons. The record is from RefSeq and is a predicted model, not a curated record.
AUGGCGAGAUCAUCGCAGUCAACUGUAAAACAUAGCGCAAAGCGAAGAUAUAUCUUCGAUCUGCCUGCAGGGUUUGCCGUUCGCCCCCAGUCCCCUACGAUAUGCCGUCUAUCUCGACCCCAAGCCCGAUCUCACGUGCGGCACGGUCGCAAAAGCAAGUUCGACUUCUUUGGGUUGCCCGCCGAGCUCAGGAAAUUGAUCUACAGCUAUGCGGUUAGCUCUCCCCAUAACCCUGACGCUGGGCGUGUGUACCUGAUUCGUCAGAAACAGGGAGAGUACCGUGAUUUUACUGGGCUUCCCCUUGUCUGCAACGCUAUGUACAAAGAGUACACCUCAACCCUCGUCCAAAACACUACCGUCACUGUCCGCGCGGAAGACGUUAAUGAAUACAUUGGGAACUUCUACGCAGACCGCGAUGGUGCUCUCAAGCACGGAGACAUGCAAGUCUCGUAUAUUGCUUAUGGAAGACCAGUUGCAUGGGACGUCAUUGAUGUUGCCAGUCGCUUUUCCUUCAAGCUUGAUGUCUCACAGCUGCUAAAGCUUCAAUGCCGUCUACCGCGGAUGCGCGUGUCAUUUCUGUGCUACUCCCAAACUUUCAUCAACAAGGAGCCAAUGUACUGGACCCAAAUGACCGAGGACUUCAACGAGUUAUUCUCCGCAGCGCCGAUCUAUGGCCCGACAUUGCCCGGCGCAGGUCCAAUCCCUUCCAUUCUACCCGGAAUGGUGGAGUAUUUCGAGGACAAGACCGACUACGAACUCUCAGUGAACGCGUGCUGGCCACAGCCAGGACACACGUCUGCGACUUCCCAUCAUCGCCCCGCCGUAGUCUUCGACAUAAAAUUCGACGCUUCCAAGAAUCCAGAUAUGCCGUUCUCCGAGCAUUGGCGCAAUCGAAGCGAGCUCAAGCGUCUCGCAGAUACGCCAUGGAACGUCGACGAGAUGCUCGAGCUGGAGGAGGAUCUUAUCACGCCACGUUUCGACAUAGAUCAGAUGUGGACCCUUCUCCACCAGACUGGACUUUACAACAUGGGCGUCAGUGAUUGGUUUCUCAAUUUCAAUCGCGAGUACUUCACUCUGCACCCUGAUGAUUUCUGCCCCCCGCUGAUCUCCGGUGACCAGCCGCGCAUUCAGGACGCGGGGAAGGUUGACAAGGAUGAGGAGAUGACCGAGGGCAACGAUGUGUCUGCCACCGUAUAUCGGCCUUUACCCCUGCCAUUCGUUCCAUUCGUCGACAAGGCGCCUGGUACUGAAAAUAGUUUCCUCGAGUACCAAUCGAUCACAACCCUGGACGAGGACCACGGCUUCGGACGUUGCUCCGACACAUCGUUCGAGGAGCUGCGAUUGCUGACGUACAAACACCAAGCAGGACAGUCCCAGGAGCCUCUGUACCCAGAUAGACCCGAGGACGAGGAUACCCCUAGCGUCUUCCAGGAGCUGUUGCGGGAGGCUGGUAUUGACGCCUAA